Dermatophagoides pteronyssinus (European house dust mite) is the source of this 562-nucleotide messenger RNA. RefSeq lists its product as uncharacterized. Lineage: Eukaryota; Metazoa; Arthropoda; Arachnida; Sarcoptiformes; Pyroglyphidae. The record is from RefSeq and is a predicted model, not a curated record.
AUGGUGAUUGAAUUGUUUUUCCAUUUCUAUUGGAUCUCUGGUCAUUUUGCCGAAUCAUAUUGGAAACAAUUUUUUUUUUAAGAAAAGAAAAACUUUCAAAAAUGACGAUCAUAGCAAAAACAUCGUUCAAUUUUAUUCUUAUUUUAACCAUAUUUCAUUCAAUUAUUCAAUCAAUCAUUUUUGUCUAUAAAGCAUCAGUAUUUGUUUAUCGUCAAACAUUAUUUUGGUUAGAAAUUUCGUUAUUCAUUUCAAUCGUAAUAACUGAAUUUAAUCUAUUAUCAUUAUAUCGACAAUCAUCAAUACUGCCAUUGAUUUUAUAUUGUCUAAAUUUAAUAUUAAAUAUUUUAUAUUCAUUACUAUGGCAACAAUAUCUACUUUUGUUUGAAUAUAUUCUAUUAAUUAUUGUUUCAACGUUGAAAUUCUUAUUAUUUUCGGCGCUGAUAUUUUUAUAAGUAAAUUUUUUGUAAUGAGAUUCACGGGCGAAAAGAUGUUUCAAACACACACAAUUAAUUAUAGACCGCAAGGAUUUUUCAAAAUAAUUUUUACUGAAAAUUACAACGAU